Daphnia pulex (common water flea) is the source of this 1701-nucleotide messenger RNA. Its product is annotated as carbonic anhydrase 2-like. The transcript has 8 exons. Gene Ontology annotation, cellular component: plasma membrane. Gene Ontology annotation, molecular function: zinc ion binding; carbonate dehydratase activity. NCBI's taxonomy places the organism in Eukaryota, Metazoa, Arthropoda, Branchiopoda, Diplostraca, Daphniidae. The record is from RefSeq and is a predicted model, not a curated record. The coding region runs from base 264 to 1331 and encodes 355 amino acids.
GAAGGUAAACCAAAUUCUGUACUUGUAGACUGGCCAGUCGAUAAAACAAAUUUGUUGACUGCUAGUCUAGUUGAUUCGGCCGUUAGACAUUGUUGAGCACACUUGUUGCUUUCCCUCCUCAAUAGUGUAAAUUUUUCAAUCAUCUUGUGCACAUUCCAAUUAUCGUUCAACAGAAUUCUAAACGAUAACGCGGGCGAAACAUUUUACCACUUGACGGAUAUAAUUUGAAUUGCAAAUUUUUUGGAGGAAUUGUUUUAUAAAAGAUGGCACAGUCGAGCGCCAUUCACGGUGUAACUUUUAUUGUCGUUCUGCAACUCUUGGCGCUCACGACAUCAUCACCACAGACGGCGUACAACAGCGCCAAGAGUAAUAAACGGCCACAUAAGAGUUACAGCUAUUACGAGAAUUGGAACUACGUUAAGACGGAUAAAGAACAUAACAAGCCGAAAUGGACAUACAAAGAUCAAAUGAAUUGGCCACGUCUCUUCCCGACUUGCGCCACGAGGAGGCAAUCUCCUAUCGACAUCCAGCCAAAAGAGACUGUCCUUGCUGCUUUCCCGAACUUUGUUUUCCACAACUACGGUCACGCAAACAACAUGACUAUGGCUAACAACGGACAUACCGUGACAAUCAAUUUGCCGGAGGACUAUCCCAAGCAUAAACUGCCCCACAUUACCGGUGGCGGACUCAACGGCACGUACAAUUUCGCCCAAAUCCAUUUGCACUGGGGAGUCGACUCGACUCUAGGCAGCGAACAUCGCAUCAAAUCAAAAAGCCAUCCGCUUGAACUUCAUAUUGUUCAUUGGAAUUCCAAAUACGGAUCCUUCGCUCAAGCCAGUAUGCAGGCAGAAGACGGACUGGCCGUCUUUUCAGUUUUAGCCGAGGUGGGAUUGGGCGACAGCAAAUCCUUAAUGCCCAUCACCGACCAAGUCGGCGAAGUCACAAAAAACGGCGACGAAACAGUUUUGAGGAAACCGUUUUCGAUUCAGGACGUCUUGCCCAAACAGAAAUCGUCUUACUUCCGCUAUUUCGGUUCGGUGACUACUCCCGCCUGCCAUGAAAUCGUCACCUGGACCGUUUUCGACAACUUUAUUGACAUUUCCGAAAAACAGUUGGCUAAGCUGAGGAACCUAAAAGAUGAACACGGCGAGCGUUUGGUGAACAACUUCCGGACGCCGCAGCCGUUGCACGACCGCACCGUCUAUUACAGAUCGUUCACCGGAUGUGAAAUAUCAAGAAGUUUGUCGGACGCUACUUCAAUGGCGGAUGUUUUCAAGUGGACGAAAUGUUUGAUGAGUUACGCCUUCAAUUCCAUCUUUCCCUCAUCCUAAUGUGAGCAUAAUCUAGCCCUUGUGCAGUAAUCUCAAUUAUCACGGUGGCAAAUAUUUAUUUGAAAAGACUAUUAUUAGCUCUAUACAGUAAUGUCAUGAAAAUAAUCUCAUGAUGAAAACGGUUAUUUAUUCACGAUUGAAAAGGGAAUCUAUUCUCCAAUGAGUUUGACAUUUUUCCAACAAGACCUCCUUGACACUUUUCACGUCGAGCCAUAAUUUAUUAUUCGUGCGUUACGCGGUGACAGCGUAGCUAGUGGCAAAAGAACUGUGUCAAAAUGUAUCCGAAUCAUUACUGAACAUUCCCAACAUUUCCCGCCUUUGUUCUUACUUCUGCAACGUCAUGAACGAAAUAAAAUAUUUUUUGGUGUUA